Amoebophrya sp. A25 is the source of this 4788-nucleotide messenger RNA. NCBI's taxonomy places the organism in Eukaryota, Dinophyceae, Syndiniales, Amoebophryaceae. The record is from the annotation of a GenBank genome assembly.
AGUUUAAACUUUUCAAUUUUCUUGUCCCUCGCUUUCUUAAAAGUGAAAAUCACAAUUUUUGAUCGAACUUCCUUCGCAGAUAAUAAAGUGUAAAUAUGAAAAUUGGUAUCUAACUAUGGGUGAAAUAGAAUUGUGGCUCUCGAACAAAUACUAGUUUGAAUGAAUACUUGUUAACGUGUAAUUGGUUAAAUAGAAUGAAUACUUGAAGACGUUCAGUACAAAAACAUGACGGAAGAGGUGCAAGAAUAUUGUGGACCCAUAAUUUUCGGCGAAACCAAAACUACAGCGAUAACAGUUUCGCCUGUAUCCAGGAGCACUGCUCUUGAUAUGGUUCUGCGUGAUUACAGCAACAGUAAGGGCAACGUUCGCAUCGUACGCCGCGCGAAACACGACAAGAGAAGCACACCGGUUGGGGGAGCAAAUAUGGCCGCGUCUAUCCCUGACUUUCCUGUUGCCGCUGAUGCAACUCCUGAAGAGGAAGUGCUGCUCUUCUUAACAGCGCCGUUCUUGUACAUGAACGAUGAGAACGAACCUGCCACUCCUACCAGGAUGUCUGUCCGCAAAUCUGCAGUACCUUUAGCCUUUUCUUCUUUUGACUCCAUGACGACAUCUAGCGAUGACGAUUUUGAGGACGUGCUGUCACCACAGUCGUCUACUUCUGACAAUGGAGGAAAGUCUAACAUGAUGCCUAGGACGAGGAGUCCGAGGAACCAUAUGAUGGGAGCAAAGGCUGGCGCUUCGCCAUCCUCCAGCACAACGACAACUUCUGCGCCAGGGAAUAAGGAUAUGAAAGGUAGAGCUCUACCACCUAAAUUUGACAAGUUUUUCCGGCAGGAGCUUGAGGAAGAUAACGUCCCGGAAGAAAGCUUCAUGACGCCUGCUAACGCUUUCAAAGCAGGCAUGGCACUUGCGCAAAGCAGUACAACUACGAUCACGAAAGAACCUGAUGAUGUGACAAAAGACGAAGAUGGGCGUGCUGCUGGUGUGAAGAACGACAGCUUGGUAGAAGAACAGACUCGGCGUGCAGCUGAAGUAACAGCUAAGCUUGUGUCUGAUCCUGAAUCUCCAGCAGAAGGGAUUCACAAAGGCCCCCUCCCUGAGAGUCCCAGAACUACUGGUAACGGAACACCUCGUGUGAGUUUUUCUGAUGCCGAAGAUGUAACCUUCAUCGAGAACAACGCUAAAAAUGGUUACUCAACAGAAAAGAAGGCUACUCACUCUUCUAAGAAUGCGAAUGGGGCUCCUGCUGCUCCUGUUGCAGCUGCUUCUAGACCAGAGGCCUCAUCAACGCCUCAGGCAGAAGAAGACGAAGAAGAUGCUGUUGUCAACAUGAUUGCUGAUCAACUGGUUGAGGAGUUCGCGUCCAGUGCUAAUGGCGACGUGCAUCUUUCUCCUACGCAACGAUUAUCCGACUCAGAGUUGGCUUUUCAAGCGAAUGCUCGCGGAAAGUGGACGAUGGCUGAUUUGCAUACUAAAGAUUCCAAGACGAGUUCCAAGACCAGUUCGGCGAAGGCUAGUAUGAAACCAGAGGGUGGUGCACAACAAGCAGAAGAAGCUCCAGUUGUAAUUAUAUCGACAAAAGAUUUCAUGGAUCAUAUGGAAGACGAAGUGGGUAUGACACAUCGCACAGACACGAGCUUUCGUACUGCUAUUGACAGUGGCUCCAGCAGUCCUCUAUACAGCGACGACGAUAACGAAGCUUUUCAAACGCCAAAGAAUAUGAUGAGUCCUCGGACCAAUUCUGGUAAAAGCAGUCCUGCGCGUACCCACAGGAGCAGAGCUGCAAGCCCGUCUGACAAGGCAGCUGCGAUUCUUGAUCGCGCUGGUAUGAUGCCGGGAAAGCGCGAGCCUGGUUCUAAGCCUGCUCCAAAGAGUGUGCUGGAGAGACCACCUCCAACUACAUGGAGAAAUCAGACAGCCGGAACCGACCCGACACCUUUCUCACAUUCGAGGAGUGCUGCCAAUAAUACUUCCACGCCCAGAACAAGUAAUAUUAGAGAUGGGAGUCCGAAAGCGACACCGAGAGGAUCUGGCACUGGCAAAGCUGCCCUUGAUGCAACUACACCGAGGCCCAUGUGUGUUUCGAAAAAUGCUCCUGAUGUAAAUCCACCAGCAUCUCCAACAGAAGCUCGAGCUCAAGAACAGAAGGCUUUGCCUCCGCCAAGUGGGCUGUCGAUGCCAGGAACCUUACCAUUGAUGCGCAGUGGCGGUCCUCCAGUUCCAGUCCCGCAAUUGAAGAUGCAAGCUUCAAAAUUCUUUCCGCUCAUGGGCACACCACGAGCACCGCUUCUGCAGAGCACUGGAGGACCGACUUUGCCAGGUUACGAACAACAGGGCACUACAGAAUCGGCACGUGGACCAAAUGAGGAGGAUGUUCUUGAAGAAGUGAGUCAAUAUCAUUCGGAUGAUUCUGAUGUCGUGGGUGAUGAAUAUACUGCUCGAGGGCGCGGUCGUACUUUGGAUCAAUCACGACAGACCUCUGCCCCUACGCGCACGCCUAGUCCGAAUGUCCUGACUAAACGGCGCAAUCUUUUCGUCCCGCCACCGCCGAAGGAGCGGAAAAUUGAUCCCUUGCCGAAGGAAUAUCAGUUGCAACUGCAAGCGGUGACAGACAAACUCGACUCUCUCAAGUUGAGCAAGGACCAAGCGAAGCAGAGACAGUUGGAGAUUGCAAAUAUGCGCAGACUGGAACAGGAAAGGUUAAUACAAGCUCAAGGAGCUCGGAAGGGACUCUUUUUUCCACCGGACAUGCCCAAAGUACCGGGACCAAAUCGACCCGAACUCGCAGAACCCGAUCUGCAGGCGGCUUUGGACGUGUUGAGAGGGAAGCAAACUGCAUCGGCUCAGUUACAGAUGCUUUCUUCAGCGCGAACAACACCUAGGCAAAUGGUCCAAGCUACUGGAGACUACGACCCGGAAUACGUUUCGCCUGAGCACGUUGCAUUAGAAUCUACCGCUAGAGCAACACCACGAGCGCUCGUCACUGGUAAACAUCCUAUUCACAUGUGGGGUGAGUAUCGUCCUUCUCCAGUACUACCAUCUUCUAGGGGUGUCAAUCGCGAUAUUACAAACGUGGAUGAGCCAGAUAUGAAUGCAGUCCCAACAACUACUUCACAAGUUUCUUCGCCAACCAUGUCCGAGGCUUCAGCUUUGACCAUCAUGCCCUCGACGCCGUCUUUGACACCCGCUGCUGCAGGCGGCACACACCUGAUCCCUAUGCCAGCCUCGCCACGUUUGCCGGCGCCACCGGCACUUAUGCCUAUACCUCCGCCAAAUGUCACAAAUUCCGGACCACAACUGCCUCAAAGAGCCCAGAUGACGCCACGAGAUCUCCAUCAGGAGAUCCGACAGGCCGUUCAGGGCAUUCAGAGACCUAUAAUUGGAACGACACCGAUAAACAGUCCAAGAAUGCGGACUCAUGGUCGCGUCUUUACUUAUAUGUCAGAGGAGCAAGCGGCAAUGGCAGCAGCGGAACGACGUCGGCUUGGCACGGAUUUGUUGCCAUUGCCAGAACAGGCUUUGUCGUUGUUUUCUAGUUCUGUAGUUGGGGGUAAUGAUGGAACCGAUCAAGCGGGUGAUGGAGAAGGUGAACGGGAACAAGAUGUCGAACAUCAACAAGCUCCCAAAGAACGAGAACAAGUAGAGGAGGAUUCAAGACGAAGUCGUCGUAAGGCGAAAGGAGACGCUAGUGGGCGCAUCGUCCUCAUGGUUGGUGGUAAAAAACACUAUGGUCCCCCAGAGAAAAAGCCUGAACCUGAAAGUGAAGAACAAUCUGUAGCAGCUAAACAACAUCCUCUUGCUAGAUGGUCCAAAACGUUGCAGAUGCCGGUGAGCACUCUCAAUGUGCCUGCGAUUAACGUGAUUGCUUUACCCUUGAAGCAAGUGCAAAUUCAGAGUACCGCUUUGAUGCUACCGAAAAGGGAACCGCCACCGCCUAAGAUCAACGUUAAGCCGCCACCAGGCUUGCCGUUUCCAGAUUUGAUGUCCAAGGGAAUGCGCAAAUUAGGCGACGAAAUGCCAGCGGCACAGCGGAGACGGGAGGCCACGAUGAACAAAGGCAAAAACUUGUUUGCAAGAGAACAACCUGUAGCAGAAGAGAGUCCUUUAAUGGCAGCUUCUCGACGUCGACGCGGUAGAGACAAAAGGAAAACUGGAGUGCACGCGUUGGAUGCGGAGAGGGGGUUACUGGAUUAAGGAUGUCAGGUGGACAAGAAAAUUUCAUUUCAUUUCGAGCUUCAGGAAGUUAGAAUAUAUUUUGAAGAUAAGGACUAUGGGUGGGAAAAACUAGAACAAAGUCCAUAAAAUUCGGACUCGGAGAUACUUUUGAUUUUGUACUUACAGAAUACUGUCGCAGGAAAUGGUCGCUGUAUUCUUAAGUACUUUUUUCACACGCAGACGGACAAGAGCAGAUAAUGCAGAUUUUUAUCCGGGCUUUGCUCCAGAAAAAGUACUGUUAGCUUGUUGCGCGCGGCCGGAAGAUUUAUGUCGUGAAUAAAUUUGUUUUUUUCUGAUGUAAUUCAUAGUUCGUUGUAAAACGAAUCAUUCAUAGUGGGCUGAAUUGGUGUGUAGCGCAACGAUCUAUCGCAAGAAUACAGGGACUUAACGGCGAAUUUUCAGAAAUCAUGAAUACUGACUGAAUACUUUGAUCAUGUAUUUACUUGUAUUAUUUCAUCCAUCAAUUAAGAAAAAUAACACACGAAAACGAUGAGACAAACGAUUUCAAUGUAGAACCACACAAAAUGCCUGUUCGCGUCAUGUCAUCAAUGUGCGGCUCUACUAGCCUAUGCC